UUAUUUGCGCAUCACAUCGUGCAUUAUUGCUCAUUUAUUGCCUAUGUAGUCCUUUCUAUAUUUCAAUUCAAUUUUCACGCACUUUGAGAACCACUAGGCUCUCUCAUUAAAUAUUGAUAGCAAUAUUUCCAUGUUUUAUGUAUCUUUGUUACAAUUUUUUUAUUUUAUUGUAGUACCUAUUUUUUUCAAACAUAAACUUAAACUAAUCUACGAUACUGCUAUAUUAAUCUAUAGUUUCAAAAUGAAUAAAAUAAAAUUGAAAAUGAAAUUUUUUAACCGUUCUGUAAAAGUGAAGAAAGAGAAACCUUUUGAUUUACUGCCAGACGAAAUGAUCAUAUGCUUAUUGAGUUUUGUUGAUGUAGAUUCACUUCUUAAUUGUAGAAUUGUAUGUAAAAGAUGGAGAUCAUUUAUUGAUGCACAUGUGUUUCAUGAAAAAGCAUCACGAGGUAAUGAGAUAGUAAAUAAUGGUAAAGGAUAUUACAGUUUCUCACAAAUUGAUUCAAAUACUGUGCGAAAGUUAGAAUUUCCAUGGUAUGUGUUUUAUGCAAUUUGUAAGUAUGAUCCAUUCAACAGAAACUUGGUGCAAAAUCAUUGCGGACAAGGCAAGUAAAAUAAUUUUGUUUUAAUAUAUACUUUUUAAUAAUGGCUAGUUGUUUUUGGCUUCGUUGUAGUUAUUUUUCUUAUAGUUUUUUUUUUUUUAGUGUUAAAUUUAUAUAAAUAUAACAUUUUAUAUUGAUUUUGAUAAUGAAUCAUUAUCCCCAGAUCAAUCAAAUUCCAUAUAUACUUUAUGUGUGUUUCAAGGUAGGUGUUUCCUGUAUCUUUCUAUGUAUUGAUUUGUGUUUGAUAAUUUAGUUUAUAAUUCAAAAAUGCCAUAAUCUAUUAUAACAACUUAAAUAUAUGCAUUGUAUCCAAAGAUAUAUUAAAUAUACAUGUACCCAAGAUAAAUAUAUAUAAAGGAUGGUUUUAACAUUGUAUCAAAAUGUGAUUGUAAUUACUACAGUAUUUACUAUAAGUAUAUCCAUCUUGUAGGUAGGUACUUAUAUUUCUGUAAAUCUAUAAUCUUCAAAGAUUCCAGAAUAUUGUGAGUGAUAGUCAUCUAAGAUUUUCUGAUUAAAAAAAAAAUUGUUUGGUUCUUCCCUUCAUCACUCAAGCUAUUACACUAAUUAAAAUCAUUCAGUAUACUUAUUAUAACAUAUUAUUUUAUAGAUAGUAUUUCUAAAAAAAAAAAAAAAACAAUCCUGAUGGCAUUUCAGCUAAUAAAUUUAAGAACCAACAUCUGUAAAUAUUCAUUAAAAUAUUUUGUGAAAAAUAAAGAUUUUUAUAAUAAAUUUCAAAUUUUAUUAAUAAGUUAUACAGGAUUUAUAGAUUAUAAUUUUAAAUAAAGUUUUUGAAUUUCAAUAUUCAUUUCACAAUUUUGUGUAUAUGUGUACAUUAUAUUUAUAUCUUAAUCAUAAUAAUUUGUAUUAAAUAUAGAUAACUUUAACCAUUGGGCUUUAAAAAACAACACGUUAUCACGUUUUUUGUGGAUCAUUGAACAAAUACCAGUUGGUGCUGAUCCAUUGCCUGAUGAUCCAGAUUUUGAUGGCCAUACAUCUUGUUUUGUUUCAACUUAUAGACUAUGUUCUAAAUGUCAAACAAUUACAUUAAAAAAUCAUGGUUUGACCAGCACUCUAAUGAAAUUACUUAAACCUGAUAUUUUAGUUAGUGAAUGGUAAUAGACUGUUAUUAAUAAGAAGUAUUUUUUUCAUAUUAAUUUCAAAAUUGAAAUAAUUGCAGGUAUUCGGGUCGUUUUGAUUGUGGUUGUAAGUAUGCGUUCAGGGCAAAUGUUCAUGAUAGUACUGAAAGAGUACUAGAACAACACAAUUAUAAUGAUAAUUUACUACAGGGGCAGGCAAAUAAAUGGACUAAAGUUUGUAUUUUUAGUAUUUUCCUAAUUAAUUAUUUUUCUAUCAUUAUAUUUUAUUUUAGAUUUCACAUAUCUUUAAAAACCAAAGCAAUGCAUCUUCUAUCAGUAUUUAUCAUGCUGGAGUAGAUACACAAUAUUGGAGUGGUCAUUAUGGUUCUAAAGUAUCUGGGACUGUUUUAAAAGUUAUGCUGCCAAUAAAAUUAAAAUGUACUGAAAGUAGAAUCAAAAUUUGAAUAUAUGUAUUCAUCUAUAUUAUUCUAACAGUAAUUAUGCGCACAUAAACAAAAACAAAAAAUAAAUUUCUUGUUUAAUAACAUUAUUCAUUUAUU
Molecule: messenger RNA, 2235 nt
Organism: Cinara cedri
Lineage: Eukaryota; Metazoa; Arthropoda; Insecta; Hemiptera; Aphididae
Source: the annotation of a GenBank genome assembly